Messenger RNA from Osmia bicornis bicornis, 3000 nucleotides. It is a transcript of the gene Kap3, whose product is annotated as kinesin-associated protein 3. Bases 193 to 2745 code for a protein of 850 amino acids. Gene Ontology annotation, biological process: cilium organization; microtubule-based movement. Gene Ontology annotation, cellular component: kinesin II complex; axoneme; ciliary transition zone. The record is from RefSeq and is a predicted model, not a curated record. Gene Ontology annotation, molecular function: kinesin binding. The transcript is spliced from 17 exons. Lineage: Eukaryota; Metazoa; Arthropoda; Insecta; Hymenoptera; Megachilidae.
AAAGAUAGUGCAUUAGAUUAUAGUAGAUGGCGUAAUUUUGCGUCAAGAAAACACAAUUGACAGUCAUAGGAAUCGGUAGGUUUAUCUUCGAUUUUCUUUUCGCAAAGAUGAAAUAAUUAUUAAAAAGUUGACAGGAUAAUAUUAUAACACGUGCAAUAUUUUCAUGUAUUAAGUUAUAAGUACAGUAUUAAAAUGGAUGAAGCAAAAUUUCUGAAGCGGAAAGUAAGGUCUGGUGCUUUAGAUGUGCAUCCAACAGAAAAAGCUUUAGUAGUAAAUUAUGAUGUUGAGGCAUUAAUUCUUGGAAAAUUAGGAGAUCCUAUGUUAGGAGACCGUAAAGAAUGUCAAAAAAUAAUUCGGUUAAAAAGUUUAAAUGCAGAUACAAAUGUAUCACUUUUAGCUAAAGAAGUGAUAGAAAAAUGUUCUUUGAUACAUGAAUCAAAGCUUCGUGAAGUGGAACAAUUAAUUUAUUACCUUCAAAACCGUAAAGCAAAUGAUAGUUGUACAAGUAAUGAUAAUAACUCUCAACCUUCAAGACCUGCAUCAUCAGAUUCUAUAUCCACAGAUAAUGUUGAGACAGAACAUGCUGUCAUUAGUAAUGUUGCUAACUAUAAAGAGCUAUUAUAUGAAGAAAUACCAGGGAAAAUAAAAGGUUCAUCACUGAUUUUACAGUUGGCUAGAAUACCAGAUAAUCUUCAUGAAUUGACCAAAAAUGAAUCUUUGUUAAGUGCUUUAGCCAGGGUUUUGAGAGAGGAUUGGAGACGUAGCAUAGAACUAUCUACAAACAUUGUCUAUAUUUUUUUCUGUUUUUCAACCUACAGUCAGUUUCAUAAUAUUGUUCUUGAAUACAGAAUUGGGUCUUUGUGUAUGGAUAUAAUAGAUUUUGAGUUACGCCGUUACGAUCAGUGGAAGGAAGAUAUGGAAAAACGUAGGCGUCAUUUUGAAAAUACUACUGGAUUAACAUUUUUUUCAAGUAGCAGUGAUAACUCUGAUAAGAAAACAAAAAUUGUUGAUGAUAUUUGGAAUACCGACGGACCUUUAGAUUACGAAAUUAAAAAACGAUCUAAUGAAAUUACCACUGCUGUAUCUGAAAGUGAUAUCAAAAAAUUGAAAGAAGAACUUGAAAAAAGUCGCAAAAAAUUUAAAAGUUUAACGAAAAAACAGGAACAAUUAUUACGAGUUGCUUUUUAUUUAUUGCUAAAUAUUGCUGAAAAUAUGGAGGUUGAGAGAAAGAUGCGCAAAAAAAAUGUAAUUGGUAUGCUGAUCAAAACAUUGGACAGAACAAACACUGAUUUGUUAAUACUUGUUAUUGCAUUUUUAAAAAAAUUAUCCAUAUUUCGUGAGAAUAAAGAUCUUAUGGCUGAAGAAAAUAUUAUUGAAAAAAUACCGAGGCUUCUUCAAAGUAACAAUACAGAUCUGGUUUUGAGUACUUUAAAAUUAUUGUUUAACCUUUCUUUUGAUGCAAAACUUCGAGCAAAAAUGAUAAGAGUUGGUUUAUUAUUGAAAUUAAUUAAAUUGCUUAGUCAAAGUGACAUUAAAAAUAAAACCACAAUUUUGGGUUUAUUAUAUCAUGCCAGUAUGGAUGAUAAAGUAAAAGCAAUGUUUACGAAUACCGAUUGUGUGCAGAUAGUAACAAACAUGAUAUUAAACUCUGAAGAUGACCAACCGAAAUUGGAAUUAAUAGCGCUUGGUAUAAACUUGGCAAUUAAUAGUAAGAAUGCGCAACUAAUGGUUGAAAAUAAUCGUUUACAAGGUCUUAUAAAAAAGGCAUUCAGAAAUCAAGAUCCUCUGAUAAUGAAAAUGAUUCGAAAUAUUUCUCAACAUGAUUCAACGAAAGAAAAUUUUGUUGAAUUUGUUGGUGAUUUUGCUAUGGCGUUAAAUCAGUCAGAUUCACAAGACUUUGUAUUGGAAGUCAUAGGUGUAUUAAGCAAUUUAGAAUUACCUGAUUUGGAUUAUUCACAAAUACUUCAUCGAUGCGAUUUGAUACCAUGGAUACGAAAUAAUCUUGUUCCAGGUAAAGCACCAGAUGAUCUAGUACUUGAGAUUGUAAUGUUUCUCGGUACAGCAGCUUACGAUGAAGAUUGUGCACGUUUAUUAUGCAAAGCUGACAUACUGUUAUCUCUUAUUGAGCUUCUGAAAGCAAAACAAGAAGAUGAUGAAAUGGUUUUGCAAAUAAUUUAUGUUUUUUAUCAAAUAUCGAAACACGAUUCAACAAGAGAUUAUUUAAUACGCGAGACUGGUAAUGAAGCACCUGGAUAUUUAAUAGAUCUUAUGCAUGAUAAAAAUCCAGCAAUUAGAAAAGUAUGUGAUGCUUGUUUGGAUGUUAUUGCUAUGUGUGAUAAAAAUUGGGCAGCGCGUAUAAAAGUGGAGAAGUUUAGAUCUCACAACCAGCAGUGGUUGGAAAUGGUAGAAUCCAUAACAACUGAUACCAGCAAUCAUUUGUUCCCAGAAGAAGAUGAUAGCCUUUCACCAUUCAUGAACGGUGAUCUUUUAAAACAUACAAUGUUAUUUCCUUCUGGUAAUAUAACAUCAUUCAAUACAGACGAUCGAUUUUCACUUAUGAAAAAUUCUUCAGAAUCAUCUGAAAAUCAAAGUCGUCCAGUUAGUAGGUACAAAGAUUUCGAUGAAAUAGGUGAAGUUAUGACUCGUUCCAAGUCUCGUAUGUCUGUUGGUUCGGGUAUCGAAGAUCUUUAUUACAAUUCUAAAGUUAAAUUUUCUGAAUCAGAGAGUUCACAUGUAUUAAUAUAAAAGGUAUUAUAUAUUUUGCACCAUGCAAGCAACAAAAUUGGCAUCUAUAAACAUGGUUCUAUUCCAUGUUCAUUUAUUUGCAAAAACGUUUUAAAAAGCUUUAAAAACUAUGCGUGAUACAUUGUUUUGAUCUCAUAAGUUAAUUUUGCGUAGAAACAUUGAGUUUCAACUAAUUUCUAGUCCUGUAAAUUUAUGAAAUGAUGUAGUUAAUAUGAUUUUUUCUACUCUGUAAUAUAAGCAUGUGCAAUAAUGUAA